Messenger RNA from Candidula unifasciata, 363 nucleotides. The record is from the annotation of a GenBank genome assembly. Lineage: Eukaryota; Metazoa; Mollusca; Gastropoda; Stylommatophora; Geomitridae.
AUGGGAGCAAAAAAGACAGCUGAUGCAAAGUCAGCCAAGGCUGCCAAGCCAGUGGUUGGAAAACCCAAGAAGGAAGGCUCUGGCGGGAAAAAUAAAAAGAAGUGGUCAAAGGGCAAAGUUCGUGACAAGCUCAACAACUUGAUCCUCUUUGACACGGCCACUUACGACAAACUGUACAAGGAGGUGCCCAGCUACAAGCUGAUUACUCCGUCUGUGGUGUCUGAGAGGUUGAUUCACUUGGUGUCCAAACACAACUCCCAGUUGAUCUACACAAGGGCCCAAAGGGAGACAAGGACGAAGCACCAGCAGAAAAAUAGUAAUGUAAACAAACAGAAAAAGCUUAGACAGCAAAACUUUUUCUGA